AUGACUUUAUGUCAGCUCUUCUUGCAGCCGGAUGCUGCUUACUCUUGUAUAUCUGAAUUGGGAGAACUGGGAAUUGUACAAUUCCGUGACCUGAAUCCAAAUGUAAAUGCUUUUCAACGUAAAUAUGUCAAUGAAGUUCGUCGAUGUGAAGAAAUGGAACGAAAACUUCGAUUCCUCGAAACUGAAAUCAAGAAAGAUGAAUUACCCAUAUACGAUCCCGAAGAUAAUCCAGACGCGCCGAAACCUCGAGAAAUGAUUGAUUUAGAGGCAACAUUCGAAAAAUUGGACCACGAAUUGAAAGAAAUCAACACCAAUGCCGAUGCGCUUCUUCGAAAUUUUAAUGAACUAACUGAAUUGAAACAUAAUCUAACAAUGACACAAAGUUUUUUCGACGAUGCAGAGACGGUGUUCACAUCAGCACGCAAUCGUAACCAGGGGGAUUCGGACGAUGAUCAAGCCAUCUCGCGACCGGGCGGUGUGAUGGAAGAUAUGGGCGAAGAUCGAGAUAUUGAAUUAGGUGGACAAAUGACAACAACCGCAAGUGGAAUGAAACUUGGCUUUAUCACCGGUGUUGUUCCACGUGAACGUAUGGUGGCAUUUGAACGUAUGCUAUGGCGAGUUUGUCGAGGAAAUGUUUUUCUUCGUCAAGCAGAAAUACCUGAAUUGAUUGAAGAUCCAUUGACAGGUGAAAAAGUUCAUAAAACAGUCUUUGUCGUGUUCUUUCAAGGUGAACAACUGAAAAACCGUGUCCAAAAGAUCUGCGAAGGGUUCCGUGCAAAUAUUUAUCCGUGUCCGGAAAAUCCUCAUGAACGUCGAGAAUUGGCGAUGGGUGUAAUGACUCGUCUCGAAGAUCUGACAGUUGUUCUUAGUCAAACUCAAGAUCAUCGACAGCGAGUUCUGGCUGCGACAUCGCGAAAUUUGCGCACAUGGCAAAUCAAGGUGAAGAAAAUUAAAGCUAUCUAUCAUACGAUGAACAUGUUUAACAAUGAUGUGGCAAGAAAAUGUCUGAUUGCCGAAUGUUGGGCGCCUGUUAGCGAAUUGGAUCGAAUUCAAUUGGCACUUCGCAAAGGAUCUGAAGCCAGCGGUGGCGGAACGGUUUCGUCAGUAUUGAAUCGUAUGAUUACUCGCGAGCAACCGCCAACUCAUCAUAAAUUGAACAAGUUCACUCAAGGUUUUCAAAACAUUGUCGACGCUUAUGGUGUUGCCACGUAUCGCGAAAUAAAUCCAAUGCCAUUUGUUCUCAUCACCUUUCCAUUCCUAUUCGCGGUGAUGUUUGGUGAUGCUGGACAUGGUAUCCUUGUUACCGCGUUUGCACUCUGGAUGGUUUUGAAAGAACGUUCAUUGAAAGACAAGUGGAGAAAUCAAGAAGUCUGGACGAUAUUUUUCGGCGGCAGGUAUAUUAUCUUGCUGAUGGGUUUGUUCUCGAUUUAUGCCGGUCUGAUCUAUAAUGACGUGUUUUCGAAAUCAUUAAAUAUCUUCGGAUCAUCGUGGAGAGUUCGAUUCGAUGAUAAGACAUUGGGUAAAGGCGAAGCUGUAACUCUGGAACCAACGCCGUAUCCGUACAAUGACACACGUACUUAUCAACAGAUGUAUUCAGGUACGCCAUAUCCAAUUGGCAUGGAUCCAAUUUGGCAACUGUCGGAAAACAAAAUCACGUUUACCAAUUCAAUUAAAAUGAAAUUUGCAAUCAUUAUCGGAAUUAUUCAAAUGAGUUUCGGUGUUUUUUUGAGUUUAUGGAAUCAUUUACAUUUCAACCAUCGCCAUGCAAUCUAUCUCGAAUUUCUUCCACAGAUUAUCUUUUUGACCAGUAUUUUCUUCUAUUUAAUUGUCUUGAUCUUCUAUAAAUGGACACACUUUGCUGGAGAUACGGCAACGAAUGCACCAUCAUUAUUGAUUCAUUUGAUCAACAUGAUUUUAGUCACCUAUCCCGAUGAACCUGCGAGUUCAAGACAAUUCUAUAGCGGUCAAAAACCAUUCCAGACAUUUUUGAUACUCAUAGCAGUGAUUUGUAUUCCAUGGUUACUCUUAGGCAAACCUAUUUAUCGAAUUAUGAUGAACAAACGACGUGCCCAUAGAGGUGUUGCACUUGAUGUCGAUGUACGCGAUACAGAUACGGACGAAAUGAUUGAUGAUGAACACUUACAUCAACAACAUCACCAAACUGAGGUUGAAAUGAGUGAAGUAUGGGUUGAACAAGGUAUACACACAAUCGAAUACUUUCUCGGCUGUAUAUCUCAUACAGCGUCGUAUUUACGUCUUUGGGCUCUAUCAUUAGCUCAUGCCCAAUUAUCCGAAGUGUUAUGGAACAUGAUUUUCAAGAUUGGAUUGUCAAUGGAUGGAUACGGUGGUUCGAUUGCUUCGUUUUUAGUCUUUAUGCCAUGGUCAUCAUUAACAGUAUUUAUAUUACUUCUAAUGGAAGGACUUUCCGCCUUUCUCCAUGCGUUACGUCUUCAUUGGGUCGAAUUUCAAUCGAAGUUUUAUAAAGGCGAAGGUUAUCCAUUCGUUCCAUUCUCCUUCCGUCUUCUCUUAGACGAAGCUCCUGUCGACACCUAG
Messenger RNA from Adineta ricciae, 2553 nucleotides. NCBI's taxonomy places the organism in Eukaryota, Metazoa, Rotifera, Eurotatoria, Adinetida, Adinetidae. The record is from the annotation of a GenBank genome assembly.